This is a messenger RNA of Neltuma alba, 2075 nucleotides long. RefSeq names its product pentatricopeptide repeat-containing protein At1g62670, mitochondrial-like. The transcript is spliced from 3 exons. The record is from RefSeq and is a predicted model, not a curated record. The coding region runs from base 27 to 1706 and encodes 559 amino acids. Gene Ontology annotation, molecular function: protein binding. NCBI's taxonomy places the organism in Eukaryota, Viridiplantae, Streptophyta, Magnoliopsida, Fabales, Fabaceae.
GUCGAGGAUCUGAAUCUGAAUUCUGAAUGCAACUGAAGAUGUCAUUUUGCAGAGCUCCUUCACGGUACGUCUUCUUCCGAUUUCCUAUGUUUUCUGCAACGUCUACAUCUACCUUCCUUCUUUCUUCCCUGCAUGCCUUUACUCCCCAUUUCUGUUUCCGUUCCAAGUGUACGAAUCCUCAGAACAUUGAAGAGGCCGUCUCUUCUUUUAAUCGCUUGCUUCAUGUGUGGCCCCAACCCUCGAUAAUACAAAUUAAUAAGAUCUUAGGAGCUCUUGCAAAGUUGAAACAUCAUCGAACAGCUAUCUCCCUUUUUGCACAAGCGGAAUCUAAGGGAUUCACGCCAUCUCUGGUAACGCUGAGCAUCUUAAUUAAUAGUUACUGCCAUUUGGGUCAAAUGGCUUCUGCUUUCUCUGCCUUGGGCAAGAUUCUUAAGAUGGGCUAUCAACCAAAUACGAUUGCUUUGACCACACUAAUGAAGGGCCUUUGCAUCAAUAAUGACGUUGGAAAAGCCUUGGAUUUUCAUGACGAUUUGAUAGCAAAAGGAUUUCAGUUAAAUGCAAUUAGCUAUGGCACACUGAUCAAUGGACUAUGUAAGAUUGGGAAAACAAGAGCUGCUGUUAAAUUACUCAUAAAAAUGGCGAGAGGACCAGUUAAGCCUAACUUAGUUAUGUAUACUAUGAUUAUUGAUGGCUUUUGCAGGGAAAGACUCAUAACUGAAGCUUGUGAUUUAUUUCAUGAACUGAUUGAUCAUGGAAUAUCUCCUAAUGUUAUGACCUAUAGCUCUCUCAUAAACGGUUUUUGCGUCCUUAAUAAAUGGCCAGAAGCUGCCAAAGUGCUUAAUGAAAUGAUACUUAAGGGCGUCAACCCUGAUGUUUGGACUUUUAAUAUAUUGGUCGAUGCAUUUUGUAAGGAAGGAAGUAUGACUAAAGCUGAAGCUCUUGUUGCCAUGAUGAUGAAGUAUGGUACAAAGCCUGAUCAUGUUACUUACAACUCUUUGAUGGAUGGUUACUUUUUGUUCAAUAAUUUCCUUGAGUCAAAAAAACUAUUCAACAAGAUGGUCAAUAGUGGUUUAGCUCCUGAUAUUAUUAGCUAUACCAUUUUAGUUAAUGGAUUCUGUAAAAUGAAGAUGGUUGAUGAGGCCAUGAAUCUCUUCAAAGAAAUGUGUCGCACAAGCUUGACUCCGGACAUUGUCACCUACUGCUCCCUUAUCGACGGUUUGUUCAAGUCAGGUAGAAUCUCUGAUGUUCAAGAUAUUAUUUAUGAGAUGCAUGUCAGUGGACAUACUCCAAAUAUAAUAUUUUACAAUAUCUUAUUAGAUGGACUUUGCAAAAGUCAACAUCUUGACCAAGCAAUUAUAUUAUAUAAGCAAAUUGUUAAUCUAGGAAUUCGGCCUAGUACUUACACAUAUACCAUACUUAUUGAUGGUUUGUGUGAGGGUAACAGGUUAAAUGAUGCAUGGCAGAUUUUCCAGCAUCUUUUGGUUAAUGGCCAUCCAUUGAAUGUGCAAGCAUAUAAUGCUAUGAUCAAAGGACUUUGUAAAGAGCGUCUGUAUGAUGAGGCAAAGGGCUUGCUCUAUAAAAUGAAAGAGAAAGGAUGUUCACCUGAUGCUAUAACUUUUAAAACACUUAUUAUCCCUCUCUUGGAAAAAGGUGAGAAUGAUGAGGCAAGGAAUCUGAUUGAUGAAUUAUUCGUCAAGGUCUCUUGAAAUGAUAAAAGAAGGCACUCACACGAGCAUCUAUCACCAAAAUGACACCUAGAAUUCCACUCCUCCCUAUAGUAAUUCCAUCAAAUCAUAGCGCCAAACAUGAACCUGCUGCUGCUUGUUCUUGGCUGAAAGCAGUUGGUCGCCAGGCUCCAGAAGUGGUCAUCAUUGAUCUUGACAAGACAUUAAAGACAAUUAUUUUAAAUGUCUUUCCUAAUGCUCAUCACUGAUCUUUGAGAAGAGGUGGUCAAAAAUUGUUGAUAGGUUUGAGCUCUGCGAGGAUGAAUGCAAGCAGUCAUUGUAUGAUAGUUGCGACAUACUCCUCUGGUCCUAUUUAUAGGGCAGAGAGAGAAGGUAUUUUUUGAUCUUAUU